Centruroides sculpturatus (bark scorpion) is the source of this 1284-nucleotide messenger RNA. RefSeq names its product probable glutamate receptor. NCBI's taxonomy places the organism in Eukaryota, Metazoa, Arthropoda, Arachnida, Scorpiones, Buthidae. The record is from RefSeq and is a predicted model, not a curated record. The coding region runs from base 1 to 1284 and encodes 427 amino acids. Gene Ontology annotation, molecular function: ligand-gated monoatomic ion channel activity. The transcript is spliced from 9 exons. Gene Ontology annotation, cellular component: membrane.
AUGAAGUUAUUCGCUUUAAAUCAACGUGGUUACAAUAGUCAAAGGAUCUAUGAAGCAUAUAAAUUAGUUGAAAAGACAAUAAUGUUUUUAACAACAGAUUGCAGUAAUUUAGAUUCUUUCACUAUUUCACUCACAAUACCAAAGAAUGUUAGAGAUUUAGUAUCGCUAUAUCAUAUGAAUAAUAUAGAUACCUUGCAUCCGAUUCUUGAUCAUUUAGGAUAUAUAAAUCGAAGUGGUACGUGGGUUGGAAUUACAGGACAAGUUGCAAAACAAGAAGCGGAUGUGGCUUUCGUUCCAAUAGGAAUUACUUACGAUCGCUUUUCUGCCAUGCACUUUACGCCUGCAUUUUCAUUUUAUCAAAUAACUUUUUUCAUAAAAGGUCCAGGAAAAUUUUCUGAUUGGAAUGCUAUUACAAAGCCUUUUUCCAUGGAAAUAUGGAUCGCUCUGUUUACAAGUGCAUUUAUUUUUGGACUGUUCCUGCAUUUAAUUCUUCAGAAAGAUUUUAUCAGUGCGAAAAAUAGAGAAUGCUGGACACUUCGUCAGAUUUUUUGGAACCUAUUUUCCACGUGUUGUGGUCAAGGAUUAGGUAUAGAAAAGUUGAAAGGUCUGGCAUCCAGAAUAAUGAUAGGAAUUUGGUGGUUAUCGAUUGUUGUCCUGAUAACCGGUUACAGCGGAGCGUUAAUGUCUUUUAUGACGUGUCCUUUAACUGAGUCCUAUCCAAGAGAUUUUGAAGAACUCGCUAACUUCGUUCGCAACGGUAAAUAUUCAUGCGGAACCUUUGAAGGACUUGCUUCUUGGAAAUAUAUGUUAGAAUCUGAGUCAGAAAAUACCAAAAUUUUAAAGGAACACAUUUUGUCCAAUAAUAACUUGAUGACUGUUCCACAAGCAAUGAAUAAAAUGCAGAAUGAACGAUUUGCAUUUAUAAUGUCUACUUAUGUGUUAAAUCAGUUUAUCAGUAAAGUAGAAAGGCAUAAAUAUAUAAUAUCCACAGAUUCUUUACAUACAUACAUAAUCGCUUAUCCAAUCCGUAAAGGUUUUCCAUUCAAGAACGAUAUAAGCAAGACAGUCAUUCGCUUGUUUGAAGCAGGAAUUGCUGAAAAAUUGUUACCAUUACAAGUUGAAGAAUUUCAAGAGCCGUCUGAAUUCCAACCAUUAUCAGUCGAAGAUAUUAAAAGUCCUUUGUUACUUAUGGUAAUUGGAUAUCUGUUGUGCAUUGUCGGUUUAACAAUGGAAAUAAUAUACGAUAAAGUGACUAAAACUCUGACUCACGAUAACCUUCAUUAA